Peniophora sp. CBMAI 1063 is the source of this 1596-nucleotide messenger RNA. The record is from the annotation of a GenBank genome assembly. Lineage: Eukaryota; Fungi; Basidiomycota; Agaricomycetes; Russulales; Peniophoraceae.
AUGCAUACAGUGCUCACCGUUUUCUCCGCGCUUUCUAUCUUACUUCUCGUCCUAAUCCUUCCUGGCCAAAUCAAGUCUCAUAGUAUACCGGCCGUGACUGUCUUAUGCUGGCUCUUCCUCUGUAGCAACAUUCACUUGGCCAACUCGCUUAUCUGGGCGAACAGCACCGAAGUUCAGGCGGCAGUUUGGUGCGAUAUAUCGACUAAGGUGUUGCUUGGAGCCAUGGUCGCGGUUCCCGGCGCUUUCUUCUGCACUUCAAGACAACUUGAAGUCCUCACGUCGACGUUCGACCAUACCAAGAUGCCUUCACUUCGCAGGAAACUUCUAGUCGAAGUUCUCAUGUGCAUAGCUGUGCCUAUCUUGUAUAUCAGUCUUCACACGAUUGUUCAAUUUCGUCGCUUCAGCAUCCUGCAAGACUUUGGCUGCCAAGCAGCCGUUCACGAUUCUCUUCCUAGCUUGAUGCUUGUCUGGUUACCACCUUUUGUCAUUUCCGCAUGUGCUCUUCUGUACUCUGUUUCUGCGGUCUUCAACGUCGCGAAGAGCCAUUACAACUCAUCUACCUACUUCCCUUCUGCGCCGGAGAUGUCGCUCUCCCUCUUCACACGCCGUCUCGCGUUCUGCACGCUCGGAAUGGCCUACACAGCCGCCGUAUAUGCCACUGCUCUGUCAUGGGAGUCUUCCAACACGCUUCCGUUGACAAGCGUAGCCCAGGUGCACGCGGAUUUCUCGCAUAUCGAAAUCAUCCCUGCGGACUCCCAGCUAUCUCUGCAGAGCCAGCUCAUCUGGUGGAAUGUACCCAUCUGGUCUAUCCUGCUCUGCGUCAUGUCGGCUUUCGGGGAGGAGACGCGGAAGGGCUAUCGUUCUCUGUGGAAGGCGAUGGCCAACCCGCGCUCGGAGAAGACUUUGCCCGUCCAUGCACAGCGCCCUACGAUCACCAUCCCGCGGACCUCGACUUCACAGAAGUACCUCUCCCCGUGGGACGCCACGAUCAAGUCGAACAAGACUCUGAAGCUGAAGGGCUCUCAGGCUUUGUCUGCCAUCACCUCUCCUGUGUCCGCCAUCUCUUCGGCCUCGGAUGACAAGGACGACGAAUCGCUCUCGUUCACGCACUCCACGUUGAACUACCUCGAGACCAACGCUGCUCGUCAGCUCAGCCUCGCCUCGCCACCGUCUGUCACCGUUUCGCACUACAAGCGCUUCACCACUCCAGAGCCACCCGUCCCCGUCGAGGACAUCCUCCCGUUGCCCGUGCGCCCGCCGCGUCCGGACGACACAAUGACGCUACCCGGAUCGCGCACGAGCUCGAUCCUCUCUGCCUCUGCGUGGCCCCAGCCGCCUCCCUCGCCGCCGAUGAUGCAUCCGUAUGCGUACUCUGCUGCACAUAUACCAUCGCCGACGCCGAUGGGGGUUCGCGCAACGUCGCCUAUACCGGGAGACUCACCGUUCGCGGCGUUAGCCGCCCCUGCGCCCGUGGCUGUGUCCACGUUGCCGUCGGCGAGGCGUAAGCCCAGCUUGCGCUCGCUCAAGAGCAAGGCGCGGGUCGACAGCCCAUUCCAGAUGUCGGUGCUCCAGGAGACUGUCGUUCACGAUGUGUGA